Aspergillus bombycis is the source of this 759-nucleotide messenger RNA. Its product is annotated as serine protease. Gene Ontology annotation, biological process: proteolysis. The record is from RefSeq and is a predicted model, not a curated record. Bases 1 to 759 code for a protein of 252 amino acids. Lineage: Eukaryota; Fungi; Ascomycota; Eurotiomycetes; Eurotiales; Aspergillaceae. Gene Ontology annotation, molecular function: serine-type endopeptidase activity. The transcript has a single exon.
AUGAGACUCGUCCUUUCCACCGUCACCCUGCUAUCCAUCGCAGGAUCAGCCAUUGCUGAGAAAGCCAUUCAGGGUGGGUCCCAGGCCGCGACCGGAGAAUUCCCUUAUCAAGUUUCCAUUCAAACCAGCUCCCACAAGUGCGGUGGAUCUAUCAUCGAUAAAGAUCAUAUCCUAACUGCCGCUCACUGCGUGGAUGGACUAUCCGCAAAUCGCCUGAGAGUUCGAGCGGGUUCCAACCAGCACAGCUCGGGUGGGAAGUUGGUCAAGGUGGCUAAAGUCACGCAACACUCAGAGUACGACCGGAAAACAAUCAAGAAUGACAUCGCCGUCCUCAAGCUGGCCUCGAGCCUAGACUUUGGGUCUACCAUCUCGGCUGUGGAACUUCCAUCCUCAGCGGACGAUACGCCGCCGGUGGGGACCAAGUGCUCUGUCACUGGCUGGGGGAGUACCUCCUCUGGAGGCUCGAUGCCCACAAACCUCUUGGUCGCGUACGUCGAUAUUGUUGACCACGAGAAAUGCGCGAAGCAAUACGUGGAUGACCGUGAAGUUGAUGACUCCAUGAUCUGUGCUGGUGCCGAAUUUGGAGGAAAGGAUGCCUGCCAGGGAGAUAGCGGUGGUCCACUUGUUGAUGCUAGCUCGAAGAAGCAGGUCGGAGUUAUUUCGUGGGGCUUUGGAUGUGGGAAAUUCAGCCAUAGUGGUGUUUAUGCGAGCACCGCAGCUUAUCUUGAUUGGAUUCAGGAGGCCGUUCUAGCAGUCUAG